UUUUGGUGGCCACCACACCGACGGCACUCUUGGUUUGGUUGGUGCGGCCGGCCGAUGCUCGUUCGACGCCCGCCUCCUCGCGCCCUGACGGCGUCUCUGCUCCGGCGGGCACAGCGCGGCUACACCGCCGCCGACGUCGAGGUGGCAAGAAAGGCCAUCGCAGCACGCCGGCCCCAGCCAGAAGCAACCGACAGCACUCGAGUGCUCUACUCGCCGCGCGUGCGGCGGACCUUUGCCGAUAUAGUCACCGGCCGCUGGCGCGGCCACCCAAUCGACCUCAACCACUCGCACGAGGACUGGGCGCGCCGCGAGUCGUCCGACCGCCACAUCCGGCACGUCCUCACCACGUUCCGAUCAGCCACAUUCCGGCGGCUCCUGUAUCCUGACCUGGCUGUGACGACCUCCAUCUCGGCCUCGGUCGUGCUGCACAAUCUGCUUGUGGCGUGGGAGCACGAGCACACCAUGACGGUGGAGUCGAUCGAGCGGCAUGGCUUCGACCUGCUGCUGCACCACGAGAUGAUCACGCUGCCGGUGGAGCCGUUCACCAUGCUCUCCGUCGCGCUCGGCCUGGUCCUCUCGGUCCGCACCAACCGCGCCUACGAGCGCUUCAUCGAGGCGCGCGUGCUGCUCGGCUCGAUGACCAACGUCUGCCGCGACCUCGCCUCUCGCUUCAUGGCGCGCGAGGGCGGCGACGCGGAGGCGGAGCAGGCGCGGCGGCACGCUGUCUGCCUGGUCGCUGCGUUCGCGCACACGAUGAAGUUCCACCUGACCGUCGACGGCGUCGCGCACUCGAGCCGAGGCAGCAGCGGCGGCGGCGGCGGCCUCUUCAUCAUUCCUCUCGCUGCGAGCAGGCCUCGCCUUCAACGACACGUGGCAGCGGCGCUCCUCGCCAAGGACGUCGGCAACCGGCCGCUCCACGUGAUCCACGAGCUCGGCAAGCUCUCGCGCUCCUCCGCCCUCGGCCUGGAGCCGAUGUUUAGCACGGGUGAAAUGGCUCCUCGCACAAGGUAG
This is a messenger RNA of Emiliania huxleyi CCMP1516, 1011 nucleotides long. RefSeq lists its product as hypothetical. The record is from RefSeq and is a predicted model, not a curated record. Bases 55 to 1011 code for a protein of 318 amino acids. The transcript has 8 exons. Gene Ontology annotation, molecular function: chloride channel activity. NCBI's taxonomy places the organism in Eukaryota, Haptophyta, Isochrysidales, Noelaerhabdaceae.